AUGGCAUCUGCCCCCAACGACUUUGUUGGGGCUUCUGGACGCUACUAUCGGUUCAAAGAGCUGCUUCAAGAGCGGCAUAUCUUGGUCGUAUAUGGACGAGAUCAAUUUGUCUUAAAAGAUAUACCGAAGGACAUGCUGUCCAGCUUUAAUGGGGAUAUCCGGCCCAAGCUUAAUGAGAGUCUCUAUAUACGACUACCGCUGGACACCAUACCGGGACAUUCUAUACUCGUGUAUAAGUAUCUGACAAAUGACUUCCUUGGUCUUGGUAGGAAGCAACUCCCAAUGCUCGCCAGAAAGCGAAUCCUCCAGGAUUGUCUCCGAGGGAUUGCUGAAUUACAUGACCGACAGGUUGUCCAUCUUGAUAUCAAACCGGACAAUAUCAUGCUUAACUGCCACUCCACUGGCCAAGAGAUGAUAGUUGAACAAGUUCAGAUUACCGGCCUUGAAAACGCAGCCUACCUCCCCAAAGGCAGGUGCAUCAAGGGCAUGCUAGCUGGCAAUGAUAAUUGGCGUAGUCCAGAGGCAUAUUUCAAAGGAGAACUUAACAAACCAACCGACAUCUUUUCUUUUGGAGUUAUGGCAAGUGCUUUCACCCUAUUAGAGAGCCUAUUCGCUAACAUACCUCGAUAG
Messenger RNA from Venustampulla echinocandica, 630 nucleotides. RefSeq lists its product as uncharacterized. NCBI's taxonomy places the organism in Eukaryota, Fungi, Ascomycota, Leotiomycetes, Helotiales, Pleuroascaceae. The transcript has 3 exons. Bases 1 to 630 code for a protein of 209 amino acids. Gene Ontology annotation, molecular function: ATP binding; protein kinase activity. The record is from RefSeq and is a predicted model, not a curated record. Gene Ontology annotation, biological process: protein phosphorylation.